CCUUGCCCGCCGCCGCGCCUGGGCGGGGCAGCCGCCGCGCAUGCGCUGCCGCGCAGGGCCUGCCGCCGCCAUUGGGCCCCGCCGCUCGGCUCCGCUCGGCCUGUGGGAAGGUGUGUCUGUCUAUGUGUGCCUGCUCUUGCGUGGGAGAUGUCCAAUGUUUCCAGUUACGCCCUUCGAAUGGCCCGGCUGAGUGCUCAGAUAUUCGGUGAGGUUGUCAGGCCAACUGACUCAAAAUCUAUGAAAGUAGUGAAGUUAUUCAGUGAGCAGCCUUUGGCCAAGCAGAAGGAGGUCUACACCUGGUAUCCUCCUCACAACACCUACUAUGCCCUCAUGAAGAAACUCCGUUACUUUGGUCUUUACAGGGAUGAGCAUCAGGACUUCAAGGAAGAGAUGAGGCGUCUGAAAAAGCUCCGUGGAAAGGAAAAACCAAAGAAGGGGGAAGGAAAGAGAGCUCUAAAGAAGAAAUAGUGCCACCUGGACAAUAUAAUGAACUACUCUGGAAAUGCUGGAGAAGAGCUGUAACCCAGGCUUUCUUUUCCCAGCUGGAGAAGGCUUGGCAUGUGAGCUGCAUGUGGGGCACAAGAAACACUGUGAAAUACUGGAAUGCGCUUGGGUCUUUGUGGUUUUAUUGAUUAUUUUUUAAAAAAAAAUUUCUUUAGUUUAAAUACACUGUAUAUUGGAGUGCAUUAGUUUGUCAGAGCCCUCUUUUACCCAAGUAGUAAAAACGAUAGUAAAAACUAA
Molecule: messenger RNA, 741 nt
Organism: Phalacrocorax carbo (great cormorant)
Lineage: Eukaryota; Metazoa; Chordata; Aves; Suliformes; Phalacrocoracidae
Source: RefSeq, a predicted model, not a curated record